Paramacrobiotus metropolitanus is the source of this 1827-nucleotide messenger RNA. RefSeq names its product cathepsin B-like. Gene Ontology annotation, cellular component: lysosome; extracellular region. The coding region runs from base 127 to 1827 and encodes 566 amino acids. NCBI's taxonomy places the organism in Eukaryota, Metazoa, Tardigrada, Eutardigrada, Parachela, Macrobiotidae. Gene Ontology annotation, molecular function: cysteine-type endopeptidase activity; chitin binding. The transcript has 6 exons. The record is from RefSeq and is a predicted model, not a curated record.
CGUGGUGCGGCAACUACUGAGCCGAACUCCGAAGAACUUAUGAAAUCGUAAUGCAGCAUACUUGCUGGCUUUGUUUUGCGCGCACUCAUCAAAAUCUCCUCUCACGUUUACGGAAACGUGAUAUCAAUGCCCGGUAAUUUAAAGCUUUUUGCCAGUUAUGGAAAAUCAGGUUUUUGGAAUUUUCGGACACCAUUCCAUUUUCGGCAAUCUGCCUGUGCUAUGUGGCAAAUCGCGAUUAUUUUCCCGGUUUUCUCAGCGGUUAUGUCCGCACGAAGCAGCCAUGAUGAUAUUAUCAAAUACGUUAAGAACUUGCCGGCUAGUACUUGGAAAGCCGGACCGUCCAGCCUAACGAAGUACGACAUGGCCACAUUGGCCAAAAUGUCCGGCACCCAAAGGCGGUCGCUCCAGGAAAUUAAUAGACAGCCCAGCAAAACGCCCAGCAAAGAAUCGACGCUGUCACGGCUAAGUCUGCCGCCGUCGUUCGACGCGCGGCUUAAUUGGCCCAACUGCAAAAGCAUCCAGGAGAUUCGCAGUCAAGGCGCGUGCGGGUCAUGCUGGGCGCAUGCCGGUGUGUCCGUGCUAUCGGACCGCAUCUGCAUCGCAUCGGCUGGACAAAACGUUUACACGAAGCUCGCUGUGCAGGACCCGUUGGUGUGUAGUGGAGGGAACAGCAGUUUGUGUAAAGGGGGCUACGUGGACGUUCCAUACACCAUGUUCAUUAACAAGGGCCUCGUCACUGGUGGCGAUUACGGCAGCAACCAGGGCUGUAUGCCGUACCAGGCUUUCACCGCCACUGAGGCGGCCGCUACCACUUCCGCCAACUGCAACAGCUCCUGCUGGAACCCCGGGUUCACUAGAACGUACGCUCAAGAUAAAUUUUUUGGACUCUUAUUACGGUAUGGGCAACCUGUUCACCAGCGGUCCCACCGGUGGCGCUGCGACAUCCGUGAAAACGAAUCCGUCGUUAAGCAGAUCCAGUUUGAGCUCAUGUCCAACGGGCCUAUGACGACGGUCAUUCAAGUGUAUCAAGAUUUGUACUCCUACCAAUCGGGUGUGUACCAACACGUCACCGGCAACUUGGUAGGUGGGCAUGCGGUCAGAUUGAUUGGCUGGGGCACAGAGAACGGCGUAGAUUACUGGCUGGUGGCCAAUUCCUGGGGGACUGGUUGGGGGAUUGGAGGGUUCUUCAAGUUCCUCCGGGGAAGUAAUCAUUUGGGAAUCGAGGAUUAUUUAAUGACGGGAACCGCGCGGCAGACCACGACCACUUCCGGACCGUCGACCCCUACUAGUACGACGACGACAACAACAACAACAACGACAACAACAACAACGACGCCGUUCACAACGCCCGGGAAAGCCGGUCGCCCAGCUGGUUAUGACCGUUGUGACGCGCUGUUCUGCUUCGACAAAGCCGGUGGCAACUACCAACUGAGUCCGUGCAGCAAGAAUUACUGCAACUGCCAGAACAAAGUGCCCACGUGGCAGCGCUGCGAUGUCGGUCAGUAUUUCGACAAAUCCACGCUGUCGUGCAAAGCCCCCAACGAAAACUUCUGCGUGCCGAAGGCCCCCGCGCCUCUUAGCAACACGUCCUGGCCGUCGCCCCCUCCAGCCAUCUUCGCCAAAGCGUGCAACCUGGCCAACUGCCAGGGACGGGGCGGGGCGUACACGUGGUACGGACUGGGGCUGUGCCAGCCGUAUUGGUGCUACUGCUGGUCCAACAUCAACCCCCCGCAGCAGGCCGUGCAGACCUGUCCGCCCGGGAUGUGGUUCGAUUUCCGCACGGAAAAGGCGCAAUGUGCACCGCCCAGUGAUUUUGUCUGGUGCUAA